This is a messenger RNA of Penaeus vannamei (Pacific white shrimp), 1313 nucleotides long. Lineage: Eukaryota; Metazoa; Arthropoda; Malacostraca; Decapoda; Penaeidae. The record is from RefSeq and is a predicted model, not a curated record.
GCAGACAGACAGACACUGAAAAAAAAAAUAGGCUGGCGGACAAGGAGGAGAGGGGAAGAGCAUGGGUUCUUUCUAACAUUUAUGCACGAGAGAAGUUACUAACAUUAAUUACCUGAAAGAAAUGCAUCAGUGAUCUGAUCAAAAGGACGGAUGAAUAACAACAAUAAUCAAAAUUUUAGGAACCAAGUUAUGAGACGCCAUGGAACCACUGGGAGUCAAACCGCAAGUAGUAGAUGUGUGGAGCUUGCCAACCUGGGCUGUUUCGGAGCCUGGGACACCUCCCCUGCUACCUCCACAGCCGACUCCCAACCAUGCGAUGCCACCAUUUAGGAUAAGCAAGAGUCUCAAUAAUAAGAUCUGUCUGUGGAAUGGAGACAUAACCUGCCUGAAUGUAGAGGCCAUUGUACAUAGCACCAAUGAGUCCUUGAAUGAACGCAGUGCCACUAGUGAGAGGCUCCUGUACAAAGCUGGGUCUGGGCUGAAGUAUGAGCUCGCACACAAUAUCAAGAGCUGUAAAACAGGUGAAGUGUGUAUUACGGACGGUUACAACCUUCCAGCACGAUAUGUGAUCCAUACUGUGGGCCCGCGGUACAACAUCAAGUAUCAGACAGCUGCUGAGAGUGCUCUUCACUACUGCUACAGACGAACUUUAGAAUGUGCACGCGAGAAGAAAAUCCGAACCAUUGCCUUUUGCCCAAUCAAUUCUGUAAGAAGAGGCUUCCCCCCAGACCAAGGUGGACACAUAGCACUGCGCACUGUAAGACGAUUUCUUGAGCGCUUCAGCCAGCACAUGGAGAGGAUUGUGUUUGUGGUGAACAGCAUAGAUGUAAGCAUUUAUGAGAUCCUGCUACCGCUCUAUUUCCCCAGAACAAUGCAGGAUGAAGAUUGUGGAUGUUAUUUGUUACCUAAUGACCUUGGAGAUGAGUUGGGAGAACCACUAAUCCCAGACAGACAGAUUCGGAUAAUUGACAAUCCACAGCAUAAAUAUGAAGACCUGAUUCAAUUGAAACGAGGUAAUGUAAGCCGUGGAAAAAGAUUCCCCCGCCCCCCUCGUAAUGCCAUAGACCAUUUUCUUUUUUUUUUUCACCACCUUUAUUUCUAGCCCUAGAGGAGAGAGAGAGAGUGAGUUGCAAUCUAGAUUCUGACAAGACUCUUGGUCCGAGCUGCCGGGAAAAAUAGUGGUAUGUGUUCCCCUCGGCAGCCUGUAUGUGGAUGGAGCUUGGCAUGUGUAGCUGGUCUUAGCUAACCUUGUCGUUUGUUGUUGUUGUUUGCGUAGUGGUUUAUUUCUCUUGUUGGAUGGCAUCAGUCCUCUU